This is a messenger RNA of Paramecium octaurelia, 1001 nucleotides long. The record is from the annotation of a GenBank genome assembly. Lineage: Eukaryota; Ciliophora; Oligohymenophorea; Peniculida; Parameciidae.
AUGUUCAAUAUAGAUAUGAAGGAGAUCAUUGACUUGUAAGUGUUAGACUAUGAUGUAUUUGGAAAAUGUAAUGAUAUGAUGGUAGUUGUAAAUUCAAUAUUUAAAGAGCUUUAUCUAGUCCACCAACCCAAUUCGUAAAGAUGAUCCUCAGAUUAAGAGAAAAACUAGUGCAGUUGCAAAAUUAAUUAAUUAACUUAUACAAUUUUUAAAAGAUUCAGAUAAUUCUAAAUUAUACAAUUUUCCUGAGUAUCAUGAUAUAGUGUACUUGCUGAAGAAUAACUUAUCAAAUAAUUUAAGAAUUCAAGCCAUAUAAAUGCAAGAGCUCGAAACAAGCAAUUAUGAAUUCUAGAAUUAAAUAUCAAACUAAGCUUAAAAAAUUAAAAAAUUGUGUUAAGAUUUAUUAUUUAAAGAUAAAGAAAAUUAAUAGUUACAAAAAGAGGUAGUAUUUUAGUUAAUUUAAGAUUAAAGCUUUAAAGCAUCAAAUGUAAUAAAUGGAAGACUUGGAGUCUUAAAUAGAAAAAGUAAUGAAUAAUUAAAACUAAAAUUUAAAUGAGAAUAAUAAUUUAUUACAAAAUGAAAUCAUUUAAUUAAAACAUUACCUAGAACUGAAGGAAAAUACAAUUAAAUAUCAAGAAGGAGAGAUAAAUCUAUUGAAAUUACAAAUCUAAAGACUCUAUGGUGAUUAAAGCCAAGAUAGAAAACAUCACCUGUUUUAUGAAUAAUAAUAAAUAUUCAAUGAAAAUUAAGAAUUGUUAAACAAAAUUAAUUAACUAUCUCUACAAAGUAACUAUCAGAUUAUAUAAAAUGCUGGAAAAAUAAACGAGUCUCAGAAUGCUGAAAAAAGAAAAGAUCCUCAAAAUGAAGAAUAAAACAAAAUAUAGGUAUAGUAAACAGAAAAAUUGUAAAAUAGAAUUUUCAAUUUUCUUAAUUAAUUAUCCUUACAUGGCUUUCUGCUUAGUGCAUGGAUUGGAGCAUACGUAAUUAUUCAAUAUUUUAAAUGA